AAGCAACGUUGGAGCAGCUCGGCGCCCCAAAGGAGCAGGUCGAUGCCUGAGGUUUUAAUGGAGAAAUCCCAAAGUGAGCCGGGGCGCACGGUGGAGGAGGGGCGCGCCGCAGCCGGGGCCGCUGGGCCCUGAUGGGCGGGAGCGGGGUGGAGCGGCCUCGCCUGCCAGGCAGCCCUGGGCGCUGGGCUGCGCGGCCACACUCUGGAGACAGCCACGGUCCAGGCAGGUGGGGGAGGGCGCUGCUCCCGUCCUGAUGUGCCAGGAGCCGCCAGCAGCCAUCCAGGUGACUAAGCCGGCCCACUAGCACUGAGUCACCGCCCGCCUCGAGCUGUUCUUACUUCUUCUUUGCAUCUGAUUAUUUUGGGAGCUGGAAACUUGGAGCUGCACCUGAGUCCCGCCCCUUCUAGCUCUCCCCUCCCUACCUUGGGCUCCAGGAAGAUGGGACUUGCUGUGAGUCUGCUGCCACCCCCUAAAGAUAUGGAAGACGCUGUGGGGGCCAGAGGUGCCCCGGGGGCUGUGGCAGCAGGCAGAGUGCAAUAGCAGAUAUGGUGGUCAGGCUGCCCAUGUGUGUCCUCUGGAGGUGUUGGGACAGAAGGGCAGUCUUGUCCGAGCUGACUGGAGUCCUCCUGGGCUGGCUCUGAACUCAUCUCCCACGGGGAUGUUUCUGUAAAGGAGUGGCUUCUGGGGUCGGAGUGGCAUUUGGAGAGCGAGGCUGGAUUGGCUUAGGCUGGCCUGGGCAGGGAGUGCCGCUUCCUGGGCUAGAGACAAGCACCAGCCUGCAGUGGAGAACGCAGGGCCCGCUGCCCAGAAGGAGCAGUCACGGCCUGCGGAGGACUGGCCCAGCAAGGUCCCAGGUCUUCCCUCUCCUCAGCGCCUAAGAGAGCGGCCCAGUGCGGGUGAGAAGUCGCGAGGAAGAGGCGGAAGGCGCCGGAAGGCACCAUGUUCCGCAAGAAAAAGAAGAAACGCCCUGAGAUCUCGGCGCCACAGAACUUCCAGCACCGUGUCCACACCUCCUUCGACCCCAAAGAAGGCAAGUUUGUGGGCCUCCCCCCACAAUGGCAGAACAUCCUGGACACACUGCGGCGCCCCAAGCCCGUGGUGGACCCUUCGCGAAUCACAAGGGUGCAGCUCCAGCCCAUGAAGACAGUGGUGCGGGGCAGCGCGGUGCCUGUGGAUGGCUACAUCUCAGGGCUGCUCAACGACAUCCAGAAGUUGUCAGUCAUCAGCUCCAACACCCUGCGUGGCCGCAGCCCCACCAGCCGGCGGCGGGCACAGUCCCUGGGGCUGCUGGGGGAUGAGCACUGGGCCACCGACCCAGACAUGUACCUCCAGAGCCCCCAGUCUGAGCGCACUGACCCCCACAGCCUCUACCUCAGCUGCAACGGGGGCGCACCAGCAGGUCACAGGCAGAUGCCGUGGCCCGAGCCGCAGAGCCCACGGGUCCUGCCCAAUGGGCUGGCUGCAAAGGCACAGUCCCUGGGCCCCACCGAGUUUCAGGGUGCCUCGCAGCGCUGUCUGCAGCUGGGCGCCUGCCUGCAGAGCUCCCCGCCAGGAGCCUCGCCCCCCACGGCCACCAAUAGGCGUGGAAUGAAGGCUGCCAAGCAUGGCUCUGAGGAGGCCCGGCCACAGUCCUGCCUGGUGGGCUCAGCCACGGGCAGGCCAGGUGGGGAAGGCAGCCCGAGCCCUAAGACCCGGGAGAGCAGCCUGAAGCGCAGGCUAUUCCGAAGCAUGUUCCUGUCCACUGCUGCCACGGCCCCCCCAAGCAGCAGCAAGCCAGGCCCUCCACCACAGAGCAAGCCCAACUCCUCUUUCCGACCGCCGCAGAAAGACAACCCCCCAAGCCUGGUGGCCAAGGCCCAGUCCUUGCCCUCGGACCAGCCGGUGGGGACCUUCAGCCCUCUGACCACUUCGGAUACCAGCAGCCCCCAGAAGUCCCUCCGCACAGCCCCGGCCACAGGCCAGCUUCCAGGCCGGUCUUCCCCAGCGGGUUCCCCCCGCACCUGGCACGCCCAGAUCAGCACCAGCAACCUGUACCUGCCCCAGGACCCCACGGUUGCCAAGGGCGCCCUGGCUGGUGAGGACACAGGUGUUGUGACACAUGAGCAGUUCAAGGCUGCGCUCAGGAUGGUGGUGGACCAGGGUGACCCCCGGCUGCUGCUGGACAGCUACGUGAAGAUUGGCGAGGGCUCCACCGGCAUCGUCUGCUUGGCCCGGGAGAAGCACUCGGGCCGCCAGGUGGCCAUCAAGAUGAUGGACCUCAGGAAGCAGCAGCGCAGGGAGCUGCUCUUCAACGAGGUGGUGAUCAUGCGGGACUACCAGCACUUCAACGUGGUGGAGAUGUACAAGAGCUACCUGGUGGGCGAGGAGCUGUGGGUGCUCAUGGAGUUCCUGCAGGGAGGAGCCCUCACAGACAUCGUCUCCCAAGUCAGGCUGAAUGAGGAGCAGAUCGCCACUGUGUGUGAGGCUGUGCUGCAGGCCCUGGCCUACCUGCAUGCCCAGGGCGUCAUCCACCGGGACAUCAAGAGUGACUCCAUCUUGCUGACCCUCGAUGGCAGGGUGAAGCUCUCGGACUUCGGAUUCUGUGCUCAGAUCAGCAAAGACGUCCCUAAGAGGAAGUCCCUGGUGGGCACCCCCUACUGGAUGGCUCCUGAAGUGAUCUCCAGGUCUUUAUAUGCCACUGAGGUGGAUAUCUGGUCUCUGGGCAUCAUGGUGAUUGAGAUGGUGGAUGGGGAGCCACCGUACUUCAGUGACUCCCCAGUGCAAGCCAUGAAGAGGCUCCGGGACAGCCCCCCGCCCAAGCUGAAAAACUCUCACAAGGUCUCCCCGGUGCUGCGAGACUUCCUGGAGCGGAUGCUGGUGCGGGACCCCCAAGAGAGAGCCACAGCCCAGGAGCUCCUAGACCACCCCUUCCUGCUGCAGACAGGGCUACCUGAGUGCCUGGUGCCCCUGAUCCAGCUCUACCGAAAGCAGACCUCCACCUGCUGAGCCCACCCCGAGUAUGCCUGCCACCUAUGCCCACAGGCAGGGCACACUGGGCAGCCAGCCUGCCGGCAGGACUUGCCUGCCUCCUCCUCCUCAGUAUUCUCUCCAAAGAUUGAAAUGUGAAGCCCCAGCCCCACCCUCUGCCCUUCAGCCUACUGGGCCAGGCCGGACCUGCCCCCUCAGUCUCUCCCUCCCGAGUCCCCAGAUGGAGACCCCUUCUACAGGAUGACCCCUUGAUAUUUGCACAGGGAUAUUUCUAAGAAACGCAGAGGCCAGCGUUCCUGGCCUCUGCAGCCAACACAGUAGAAAAGGCUGCUGUGGUUUUUUAAAGGUAGUUGUACACUAGCGUCCUAGGCCACUGCAGAGGGCAGACUGCUGGUCUCCACAGAUACUUGCUGUUCUCAGCUCCAGCUUCAAACCUCGGGUCUCGAGAGGGCCACGGGGUGGUUUUUAUGACCGGAAUCCCACUUCCUCUCUCACAUCUGAUGUCCUGAAGGUGCAGUCCCACCUGUACAGCCCCUCCCCGCCCAGAACUAUGAAUGGCCUGCUCCAGGCCAUGGCUGGGGGCAGGGAGUGAGGGGACAAUUUCUGAGUGAAAGAGAAAGAAUGGGGUCGGUGGUGAAGGUGCUCUCACUUUACAGAAUGGAGAGAACAUCGUGUGUGUGUGUGUGUGUGUGUGUGUGUGUGUAAGGGGAGGAAAGCCACCUUAACAGCCCAGGUCGGUCACCCACAGCCAGCUUCAGGAAGGCUGCCCCAUCCUCUCUCCCAUUAAGUUCUAGCCUGAAGGGACCUGCUUUCUUGGCCUGGCUUCCACCUCUCCACUCCUGUGUCUACCUGGCCAGUGGAGUGGUCCAUGCUAAGUCUAACACAUCCUGGGAGCUCAGGAGGCUUCUGAGCUUCUCCUGUACUGUGCAUCGUGAGGGCCAGAGACGGGAAUGUAAGAAAUGGCAACUGUGUUACCUUUCAAGUUUAUCUCAGUAACCAGGUCAUCAGGGACCCAUUGUUCUCUUCAGAACCCUAUCUGGGAGAGAAGGCGAACCACCUCUGGGUUUCCAUCAUGUCGAGGUCACAGGCAUCCAUGUGUGCAAACCAUCUGCCCCGGCUGCCUCCACAGACAGCUAUCUCCUUGUCCUUCUCGGCCCCGCCCCACUUCAGGGCUGCUGUGAGAUGGAAUUCCAGGAAAGAACUUCAGGUGUCUGGACCCUUUCUAUCUAGAUAAUAUUUUUAGAUUUUUCUGCUCCCUAGUGACCUACCUGGGGACAAAGAAAUUGCAAGGACUUUUUUUUAAGGGUCAGAGUUUUCAAAACAAAAGCAUCUUCCCUAGAAAUUUUUGUGAAUUGUUUGCACUUGUGCCUGUUUUAAAUUAAAUUGAGUGUUCAAAGCCA
Molecule: messenger RNA, 4367 nt
Organism: Nomascus leucogenys (northern white-cheeked gibbon)
Lineage: Eukaryota; Metazoa; Chordata; Mammalia; Primates; Hylobatidae
Gene: PAK6
Product: p21 (RAC1) activated kinase 6
Biological process (GO): regulation of MAPK cascade; protein phosphorylation; intracellular signal transduction
Cellular component (GO): cytoplasm
Molecular function (GO): ATP binding; protein serine/threonine kinase activity
Source: RefSeq, a predicted model, not a curated record